This is a messenger RNA of Rhipicephalus microplus (southern cattle tick), 1047 nucleotides long. RefSeq lists its product as uncharacterized. NCBI's taxonomy places the organism in Eukaryota, Metazoa, Arthropoda, Arachnida, Ixodida, Ixodidae. The record is from RefSeq and is a predicted model, not a curated record.
UCUCUCGAACGUCUAUCUGUAGUCAGCCACUCUAACGUGGAACGGUGGAUGGCAUGGCAAACGAAAACAGUGAAAUGUGAAUAACGUCAGUACAGCGCGAAUAAUGAGAAUGAAUUUAAUAGCUAGCUUCGCUAAUGUGGCUCCUUCGUUGCGAAGCCGUGAACCUAUCUUGUUAUUUUCUGGCUUGUUCAGGACAUGAUAGUAUCUCCUCGACCUGAUAUGCGUUGUGGAGUUCUGGUCGGAUGAACGACUGAGACAGCUGUGGGUGAACAACAUGAGCACUUCUGCGUUGGAGGCUCGCUUAAAUGGUGCGCCGCGUUCCGAAGACGUCGAGAAAAAUAGCUUCACCGCUGGGAAGCCAGAGGAACAAGCCGGCAGUGCGAUGGCCACCAAGUUUAAUCUCGCAGCCGCCACUGCUCAAACUAGUGCAUCUGUUUCGAACAAGCCUCGACCGCCGGGCGCAGCUUACCUGGGGCGCUCUUUGAAGACGCCAUUUACUGCGACCCUACCUUCAAGUUCAAAGUUUAUCAUUGCACCGACCAAGGCAUGUGAGAACAAUACUGAGAAGAAGAACGUCCCUAAUAAUGACGACGUGGACACCACCGUUGCUCCGCAGGAUGCCGGUGGCCAGCCAUCUGAAGAGCAGCGCCUCUUGCAGAAACGAAGAUCUGAGUUGCAACUAGCGAGGUGUAGUGUUUUCAAGGCAAGGAGAACGCAUAAGACCGUCAAACGAAGCUUGAGCAAGCUAAAUGACUUUCUGUUCACCGAAAAAACUUACGAACGCAAUGGUAAGAAGGUUACUGAAAUUCAUUUGUCCCGUUUUGCCCUGGACGUGCUUGAGAAACAGCAGUCUGGGACUGAACACAACCCUACUGAUGAAGCAGCUGGUGCAUCAGACCAUGGUACUUCAGAUCACUCUGAAGUGGGCCAAAGUGAUACACUGUUCAUUCAUGAAAGCCAAAUGGAUUAAGCAAGCCUUUCAUAUCUUCUACUUUUCUGUAUGAUUAGCCAAGCUUCUAAUAAAUCGAAAGUUAAACAUUUAUAAAA